AUGUGUUCCCCAGAUCAACUUCAAUGCUUUGAUUGGUGGCAGUGGCAGUUCCAAGCCGGCCUGGACCAAAAAAAGUUCAUGAGUUGCUGUACACAAUAUUUACUUUUUUUAUUUGAAACGGACAACGAAUAUAACAAGUUAAAAACUAAGAAGGUAAGUAGGUAUUUAAAAGGCAUUUUCACCAUUUCAUCCUUCACAAUUUUUGUCCUUCACAUUUUAUCCCUCUAAUCUAAUCUGAAGAACAACGAUAAAGAAUCUCUUGUGAUCGAGCAAAAAUUCACCAGAUUUGAGAUAGUCUUGUUUACAUCUGCAUAUCAGCAUCCAACCACAUUGCUCGAAGCAAGCACGACCUUGCUUCCUUUAACGUCAAUCACUCACGAAAGAGCUGAUCCAGAAGAAAACCUCUCUAUUUAGAGGCUUAUUUCGAGUCAAGAAAACCGCAAGCACCUAGCACCUAAGCACAUAAUUGCUCUUCAAUAACGUAUUAUCUGUCGCCAUUCGUUCAUGUGCGUCGACUCGACGGCUUUUAUCACUACCUAGACAUUCUUGAAAUACUUUACCCUCAGCGCUGUCAUUUCCUGUGAGUUGUUCUUAUUGUCGUUCCCAUUUGUGACAUUUGGUGCGUAGCACAAGUUCUAUCUACGGACAGAUGGCUGAUGUAGCACUAAGGAGUGCUUCUGCCUUCCGGCGCAUUUGUUUUUACGAUCCCAUUCACGUCCGUUCACGUUCAAUAUCAGAAAUGGCUGAACCCAUACCCAUACCAAGCUCUAAAUUGGGAGCUGCACUCGAGUCAACUUCAUUAUCUUCUGAGCAACAUGUUAGUGGAGGCUCACCUCAAGAGGUUGGCAAAACAUCUACGUUCACAACCUCGGAGAAUGGGAGUCCUCAUGUUUCGAGGCGCCCCUCUGGUUCUGGAAGUAGCACAUAUCAAGAAGAUUGGGAACCAUGGCCUCCACUCGAUAAAAUCACCGUCUUUGACUUACUAGAGAAUUUUGCUUUGCCCCAGCAGCUAGAAAAGAUACAAAGGAAUCUAUCCGCACAAUCUCAAAAAGUUCGAAAGCAACGAGAUAAGCUGAAGACAACUUCAAGUUAUGCGAAGACGCGAGUUGUUGAAGAAUGGCGAAAGCGUGUUCCUACUGCGGAUGAGCAGCUCGACAGAUAUAAAAAGAGGAUGCGCGAUAGUGUCGAUAAACUCGGGACGCGCUGGAAUGAUACGAAAUCAGUGACGAUUCGAGAAAAGGUCUCCUUCAUCUGUGGAGUCUUGAACGUUCUCAUCAGUGGCUACUUGAUCGGAGGACAUCCUGAAUUAUUUCAUUGGUGGUACACUGCUCAAUUACUGUACUUCAUGCCCAUUCGCUUUUAUGCGUACCAUAAAAGAGGAUACCAUUACUUCCUCGCAGAUCUCUGUUACUUUACCAACUUUCUCUGCUUUCUCUCGAUAUGGGUCUUCCCACAAUCGAAACGAUUGUUCAUCAGCACCUACUGUCUUUCCAUGGGAAACAACGCGGUAGCUAUAGCUAUGUGGAGAAAUUCUAUGGUGUUCCACAGUUUCGACAAGGUUACGUCUCUUUUUAUUCACAUCAUGCCUUGCGUUACGCUUCAUUGCCUGGUCCAUCUCAUAGACCCAUCCUUCCAACAAUCGCGUUUCGGUGCUAUCUAUAAUAUACGCACAUCCCCAGUAGGGUCUAGUACUCAUUACGGUCUCCUAUCCAUGGCAUUAUGGUCGUCUAUUCCUUAUGCGGUAUGGCAGCUUUCCUACCAUUUCCUCAUCACUGUCCGCCGCCGCGAGAAGAUUGCUGCAGGUCGUCCAACAUCGUUCACCUGGCUGCUCAAAUCUUACUCCAAAGUAUGGAUUGGAAAAGCGGUUCUCGCACUUCCGGAUUCUCUACAAGAGCCUGCAUUUAUGCUUAUUCAAUACUCAUAUGCAUUGCUCACUAUGUUACCAUGUCCUGUAUGGUUCUGGUAUAGAUAUGCAUCUGCGUCAUUCCUUAUGGCUGUAUUUUGUUGGUCUGUUUAUAACGGCGCAAAUUACUACAUUGAGGUCUUCGGCAAACGUUUCCAAAAUGAGCUAGAGGAGAUGAAGAGAGAAGUUCAGAAAUGGCACAAUACUCCUGAAUUAACGACAUCCCCUUUAUUGACACCUAGAACCGAGGGUGGAGAAAUGCUUGGUGACGACGACGAGACAAAGAGGCCAGGCCACCCAAGGAAUACCAGUUUAGAUAAGAUUCCCUUACUCAACGAUCAAAUAGGCAGCACAGGAAUAGACGGAGGUGCAAGAGAUGUCGCGAAGCCAAGGAAGUUAAGCGAGAUGCCAGCUUAAUUGUGCAAGCGGACAUGAUUAGUAUUAGUUUUGGAUCACUAAUCUUGAACCUAAAGCCUCAGUGUUCUUACUUUUUGGUUCUGCUUUGACUUUUGUGGAAACGAUGACGAGAUUUGCUUUACGGGAUGGAAUAGUGGAAGGAUAGCAAGACGUAUAUACCACGCAGACAGGAAUUUGGGAGUUAGGUAUUUACGCAUACACAUACAUACACAUACAUAAUAAGCCUCCUAAUACAAGCGAGUAAAUACAACCCUAAUACCUAUAUCAAAUCU
This is a messenger RNA of Sclerotinia trifoliorum, 2592 nucleotides long. The record is from the annotation of a GenBank genome assembly. Lineage: Eukaryota; Fungi; Ascomycota; Leotiomycetes; Helotiales; Sclerotiniaceae.